AUGUCAGACCGCCCAACUGAGCCGCGUCACUUCUACGCCGGCCGGGCUGGUCCGAGCGCGCCCGGCUCAGGGUCCACCGCCUCAGUCAGCAUCGCCGUCUGUAGCGCAGCGGAACAACAACACAGCCGGUCUGAACCUGUCUGCCCUUUGCUUAUCGCCACCAUCACCAUCCCGACCUCCUCUUUGCGUCUCUUCUUCGCUCCACGCACCUUUACACUGCAGCGCAUCGCCCGCUUCUCCACCUUCGUACGCACCGCAAAAAUGGCGGAGCACAAGCCCUACAUGGUUAUCUUCAAGGACGGUACGCCGCAGAGCGCGAUCGACGAGCACAAGUCCAAGGUGCAGCAGGCGGGCGGCACCAUCAAGCAGACGUUUGACUCGAGCAUCAUGCGCGGCUUUGCCGCCACGCUGCCGGACAGCUUUGCGCAGGAACUCACCACCGCCAGCGUCGGCGGCAAGCACGAGCACAUCGAGUACGUCGAGCCCGACAGCGAGGUCAAGACGCUCUAA
Molecule: messenger RNA, 510 nt
Organism: Moesziomyces antarcticus
Lineage: Eukaryota; Fungi; Basidiomycota; Ustilaginomycetes; Ustilaginales; Ustilaginaceae
Product: serine proteinase inhibitor IA-1
Exons: 3
Coding region: 1-510 (169 amino acids)
Biological process (GO): vacuole fusion, non-autophagic
Molecular function (GO): endopeptidase inhibitor activity
Source: RefSeq, a predicted model, not a curated record